GUCCAUCAGUGAUUCAUUUCCCUCCAUUUCCUAACCCCCAAAUAAAAGUUUAAUGGCCGUUUCAUCGCACCACACUUGACUUCUCUUUGGUUUUCUAGGGUUUACAGGUCUCGAUCUGUGCUCUUGCGAAGGUCUAGGGUUUCGUCUCUCACUCGUUGCUUUGACAUGGAUUUUGCAGCCAGAAACCGUAUGUCAAUUAAACUGUGGCCCCCUAGCCAAAGUACCAGGUUAAUGCUUGUGGAGAGAAUGACCACGAAUCUUACCACACCAUCCAUUUUAUCCAGAAAGUAUGGUCUUCUGAGUAAAGAAGAAGCUGAGGAGGAUGCCAAGCAAAUAGAAGUUGUGGCUUUUGCUACUGCAAACCAACACUUUGAGAAGGAACCAGAUGGUGAUGGAAGUUCUGCAGUGCAACUUUAUGCUAAAGAGUCCAGUAAACUUAUGCUGGAAGUUGUAAGAAGAGGCCCUAGAACAAAGGAGGAUGGAGAACUUGUGGUAUCUGAGAAAGCUAAGGUGUCUCAUGAAAAUAUUUUUGAUAUAUCCGGAGGUCGCCGGGCUUUCAUUGAUGCAGGGGAGGCUGAGGAGCUGUUAAAGUCACUAAGGGAGCCUGGAAAUAAAUAUACAAAGAUUUGUUUUAGCAAUAGGAGUUUUGGGUUGGAUGCAGCCCGUGUUGCUGAGCCCAUUUUGUCAUCUCUCAAGGAUCAGUUGACAGAAGUAGACCUAUCAGAUUUUAUCGCAGGAAGGCCAGAGACAGAAGCUCUUGAAGUCAUGUAUAUAUUUUCAUCCGCCCUUGAAGGUUGUGAACUGAGGUAUUUGAACCUUUCCAACAACGCCUUGGGUGAAAAAGGUGUACGGGCAUUUGGGGGGCUCCUAAAGUCACAAAGUCAUUUGGAGGAGCUCUAUCUGAUGAAUGAUGGUAUCUCAGAGGAAGCUGCACGAGCAGUGUGUGAGCUAAUUCCUUCAACCGAGAGACUUAGGGUCCUUCAAUUCCAUAACAAUAUGACUGGAGAUGAAGGGGCAAUUGCCAUUUCUGAACUUGUGAAGAAUUCUCCUGUGCUGGAGGAUUUUCGGUGUUCUUCUACAAGGGUUGACUCUGAAGGUGGUGUUGCCCUUGCUGAAGCACUUGGAACAUGCACCCAUCUGAAGAAGCUUGAUUUGCGUGACAAUAUGUUUGGUGUGGAAGCUGGAGUUGCUUUGAGUAAUGCAAUAUCUGUAUUUGCCAAUCUCACAGAAGUCUAUCUCAGUUAUUUGAAUCUGGAGGAUGAGGGGGCCAUAGCUCUUGCUAAUGCUCUCAAGGAGUCUGCUCCUUCACUUGAAGUUUUGGAGAUGGCUGGAAAUGACAUCACUGUAGAUGCUGUUCCUGCUUUGGUAGCCUGUAUAGCUGUCAAACAGUUUCUCACAAAAUUGAACUUAGCGGAGAAUGAAUUGAAAGAUGAGGGUGCUAUUUUGAUUGCCAAGGUGUUAGAAGAUGGGCAUGACCAGUUGAAUGAAGUUGAUCUAAGCACCAACUCAAUAAGGAGGGCCGGGGCCAGGUGCCUGGCUCAGUCUGUUGUAAGCAAACCAGGUUUGAAGUUGCUAAACAUUAAUGGUAACUUCAUAUCUGAUGAAGGGGUUGAUGAGGUGAAAAAGAUGUUUAAGAGUUCCCCAGAUGUGCUUGGUCCUAUGGAUGAGAAUGAUCCCGAAGGAGAAGACUACGAUGAAGAGGCUGAAGAGGAGAGUGCUGAUAAUGAGGAACAGUUGGAAUUCAAACUAAAGGGCCUUGAUAUCAAGCACGAUGCAUAGAGGUUCGAUUUGUCAGGUGUGCGGGCUUCGCAUCAUUUUCUUCGAAACUUCUCUAGUUCUCAUUUUGUUGUGAUAGGAUAUGGACUAACAGAGUUCAAUGUGUAAACUUAGUCCUGCUGCAGUGGGUAGGCAGUUACUGUAAUCCAUUAGUAGGUUAGUACUGGGAAGAUUCUGUUGUUUUUAUAUUUGCCUUUCAGACUUCAGGACGAAUUAUGCAUUACUGUACUUGGGAACUGGAUUUGUCUCCGGAUAAUGUUGAGCAAUGUGGUGUUGGUUUUUUUUUUUUUUUUU
Molecule: messenger RNA, 2070 nt
Organism: Ilex paraguariensis (yerba mate)
Lineage: Eukaryota; Viridiplantae; Streptophyta; Magnoliopsida; Aquifoliales; Aquifoliaceae
Source: the annotation of a GenBank genome assembly